CCGGGCGUGCGUGCCGCCGUUGAUCCGGUGCUGCAGUGAGGAGGUGGUUCUAGCCUUGUUGUGUGUGAGUGUGUGUGUGUAUGUGUGUGUGUGUGAGUGUGUGUGUGAAUGUGUGUGUGAGUGAGGGAGUGAGUGAGUGAGUGAGUGAGCGAGCGAGCGAGCGAGCGAGCGUGUGCGGCCCGGCUUGUUGUUGUCCCUGACUUCCCCUCCCCUCCACCCCUCCCCCUUUCCCAGCCGCCGCUGCAGUGGCCGCUCCCUGGGCCGUAGGAAAUGAGCGAUAACGAUGACAUCGAGGUGGAGAGCGACGAAGAGCAACCGAGGUUUCAAUCUGCGGCUGACAAACGAGCGCAUCAUAAUGCACUGGAGCGGAAGCGCAGGGACCACAUCAAAGACAGCUUUCACAGUUUGCGGGACUCUGUCCCGUCACUCCAAGGAGAGAAGCAACAGGCAUCCCGGGCCCAAAUCUUAGAUAAAGCCACAGAGUACAUCCAGUAUAUGAGAAGGAAAAACCACACACACCAGCAGGAUAUUGAUGACCUCAAGCGGCAGAACGCGCUACUGGAGCAGCAAGUCCGUGCACUGGAGAAAGCGAGGUCAAGUGCCCAACUGCAGACCAACUAUUCUUCUUCAGACAGCAGCCUCUACACCAAUGCCAAGGGCAGCACCAUCUCUGCCUUCGAUGGGGGCUCAGAUUCCAGCUCUGAGUCAGAGCCUGAAGAGCCCCAAAGCAGAAAGAAACUCCGGAUGGAGGCCAGCUAAACAGAGCAGGCCAGCAAUAAAAAAACUGUCUGUCUCCUCCAUCAUCUCCUCUCCCAGUUCAUCGUUAGAUCCCUCCAAGCUGUUUUAAAGACUCUUUAUUUUCUUUUCUUUUUUUAAAAAGUAGAAGCUCUUGGACUGCAGCUUUCAUCUUCUGCCUUUUCCCUUCAGCAACCUUCUUCCCCCACCAUGAAUUUUUAAACCAAAACAUCCCAACUUGGCAGCUUUUUCUGUGGAGGACAGACGGACACACCUCUGAGCACAUGCUGCCCCUGACCUCCCCAGCCAGCUCCUCCCACCUUGUUGGGCAUCAUUGCCCAGGUGACUUCUCUGCUCACAGGUCUCCUUUCCCCCUUCCGUACGUCUUCCUUGUCCCCCCCUCAUUUGAUAAACUUUGUGAAUCUGUGAACUGCUCAACUUUUAGAAGAUGACCUGUUUGGAAUAAUCAGAAUUAUCCAGAAUUUUUUUUAAAGGAAAAACUUUUUUUUUUCCUUAAAAAAAAUUAUUUAUCACUCCUGCUGAAGGGUUAGGUUGGUGGGGGGGUUUUGUGGUGGUGAGGGUAAAUGGGAACAUCUAUGCAGUCUGGUGUCUUGGGUGUAUUUCACUCCUGCCUCUCCCAGCUAAGCUACAUGGAGUUGGGAGGUUCAGCCAGCUUUUUUAUUUUAAUUUUUUUUGCCUGAGUUGCCAGCAUUCAGGAGGGUCAUGUGACACCAUGUGGUAUGUAUUUGGAGACUGCAGUAGGGAAGCUUCAGCCACCAGGGGAUUGAUUUUGGGGUAGGGGGAGACAGAAAUAGAGGGAGUGGAGAAGGGGGAGGGUUAGGGUUGGGGGAGGAGUGCAUUUUUUUGUAUUAAGGGCAAGUGAUAAUGUUUUAAUAUUUAUUUCCUGCUACUGAAAUUUGAAUCCAAGUGGACUCUCCCUAUUUUGAUGAUGUCGGUAUUGCAAAGCGACAGAUUCAUAAAGUAAUGAUCAAAUUUUCCUUUGUGUGUGUUUCUAAGAAAUAGAGCCAACUGAUUUUGUAUAUAAUUAUACCAAGAGCAUCUUACCUGGUACUAAAAACCACAGACUAGUUCAGGCCCCUUCUGUUUCUUUUUCCCUUCUGUUUUGGGACCUCUCUCCCUUAUAUGACAUGGCCCUGGUUCUGGCUGUGGUCAACAAACAGGUUCCGUGAAGGGUUUGUGUGUUAAGCCUCUUUUUUCUUUUGUUUUUCUUUCUUUUUCUUUCUUUUUUUUUUUGUCUCUACCCUACCUUGUUCUGGCGUUUGCUGAUCUCUAGUGUGUACUAUGUAGUCUCUGUCCAUGUUUAAUUCCAUUCCAUGGAAAUAAAAAGUAUGUUGUACAUACUGCCGAAGAACUGUCUUGCAAGUUAAGGCUUCCCCCUUUACUAUAAGACUAUAAAUAAAAACUUAUUUUAUCCUUA
This is a messenger RNA of Vombatus ursinus (common wombat), 2173 nucleotides long. It is a transcript of the gene MAX, whose product is annotated as MYC associated factor X. NCBI's taxonomy places the organism in Eukaryota, Metazoa, Chordata, Mammalia, Diprotodontia, Vombatidae. Gene Ontology annotation, cellular component: RNA polymerase II transcription regulator complex. Gene Ontology annotation, biological process: positive regulation of transcription by RNA polymerase II. The record is from RefSeq and is a predicted model, not a curated record. The coding region runs from base 271 to 759 and encodes 162 amino acids. The transcript has 5 exons. Gene Ontology annotation, molecular function: DNA-binding transcription factor activity; protein dimerization activity.